Messenger RNA from Strongyloides ratti, 789 nucleotides. RefSeq names its product 39S ribosomal protein L21, mitochondrial. Gene Ontology annotation, cellular component: ribosome; mitochondrial large ribosomal subunit. Lineage: Eukaryota; Metazoa; Nematoda; Chromadorea; Rhabditida; Strongyloididae. Gene Ontology annotation, molecular function: structural constituent of ribosome. The transcript has 3 exons. The record is from RefSeq and is a predicted model, not a curated record. Bases 1 to 789 code for a protein of 262 amino acids.
AUGCCUUUUGAAGAAUAUAUGAAAUAUCAAGAUGAUAAUGUUGAAAAAGUAGACUUACCAAUUAAUGUUGAUGAGGCAGAGGGAGACAAUUUUGAUUCAGAUGAUGAUGAUUUGACAUAUCUAGAUAAUGUUGUAAAAGAUACAACAGAGGAUUUUAAUAAAUUGUCGAUGUCUGAUAUCGAUGCUCAGUUAACUUCUAAAGGUUUAAAUUUUAUUGAGGGGGAUGAAGAAACUAAUAUGAAUAAUCUUUUUUCAAAAUUAACACCUGAAGAACAGAAGACUUUUAAUACAUUAUUUGAAGAAUAUCAAAUGUCUUUAUCAGGAAUUAUGUUACGUUAUAUUGGUUGUCGUACUUUUUCAACUGCUAAAAGUGAACUUGUAUCAACUAAAAAUGUGAAUGUAGUUUCAUCUCUUAUAUCAAAACAAUUAUCAAAUAAAUUUACUAAACUUUUUGCUAUAGUUCAUGUUAACGGAAGGCAAUUUAAAAUUUCUCAAAAUGAUCUUAUAGUUUUAGAUCAAAAUCAACCUAUUGAAAUUGGAGAUAAAAUUAAAUUAGAGAAAGUUUUAGCUGUAGGUGGUAAUGAAUUUACUGUAAUUGGUAGACCAUUAUUAGAUAAAAAUAAAGUUUAUGUCAAUGCAACUGUUGUGGAAAAAAAUGUCUCAUCACCAGAGGUUGAAUAUAUAAAGUAUGAUGGAAAAAAUGUUAAACAUUUAAAAUGGUUAUCAAUGGAACAAACUACAUUAAGAAUAAAUUCUAUAUUUGUUGAUCCAUCUAUUGUUGAAGAAUAA